AUGAAUGGCGUCCGGACGAGUUACCUCGUCCGCUGGCGUGGGUAUCCACCAGCCUGGGACAGCUGGCAGCCUCGUGCCCAGCUUAUUGUUGAUGUUCCGGGUCUCGUCGAGAAACAUGACGAGACCCACCCGCUGCGUUCGAAGAAGGGCCGUCGGAAAAUGACCUCCCCGAACGCGAGUACAGGAAUUGCAAGGUAUCAAUCCCUUCGGCCAUUAUAG
Messenger RNA from Peronospora matthiolae, 219 nucleotides. NCBI's taxonomy places the organism in Eukaryota, Oomycota, Peronosporomycetes, Peronosporales, Peronosporaceae. The record is from the annotation of a GenBank genome assembly.